AUGCGUUACUCAAUUGCAAGCCUGGCCUUGUUGGCUGGAUUGUCGGCUGCUGUGGAUCCCGUCGAAGUACGCGGACAGGACUUUGUCAACUCUGUCAGCGGAGACAGAUUCGUCGUCAUUGGUGUCGACUAUCAACCUGGUGGCCAAGGUGCCAUCUCGGCAGAUAACGAUCGAGAUGUUCUCAGCGAUGCUGAAGCCUGUACUCGCGAUGCGGCCUUAAUGCAGAGUCUCGGUGUCAACACGAUUCGAAGCUACAACGUGGACCCUACUCUCAAUCAUGAUGAGUGUAUGUCCAUCUUCAACGGCGUGGGCAUCUAUGUUAUUCUCGAUGUCAACACCCCCUUGUACGGACAACACAUCGACCGCAGUAACCCUGCGAGCACAUAUACUCGCGGCUACCUUGAGCACGUUUUCACAGUGAUCGAAGCCUUCAAGGGCUAUCCCAAUCUACUGGGUCUUUUCGGAGGUAAUGAGAUCAUCAACGACCUGGAGACUGCCGACGAGAACCCUCCAUACAUGAGAGCAGUCCAACGUGAUAUGAAGGACUAUAUCGCUGCUCAUGCAGACAGACCCAUUCCGGUCGGCUACUCAGCUGCUGAUGUCCGAGAGUUCACUGAAGACACUUACCAUUACCUUGCUUGUGAUAACGGAGAUUCGAGUGCGUCCGACUUCUUCGGAUUGAACUCGUAUUCAUGGUGUGGCUCGGAAUCCAGUUUCGAGACUGCUGAGUACGAUGUCCUUGUCGACAUGUUCUCUAACGCAUCCAUUCCCGUCUUCUUUUCCGAGUACGGCUGUAACGAUCCUAGCCCCCGUGUCUUCGAGGAAGUCGAGGCAUUGUACAGUCCUCAGAUGACAGUCAUGUCUGGAGGUCUUGUUUACGAAUGGAGUCAGGAAGACAACAACUAUGGACUUGUUGACAUCUCCUCCAACGGUACUGCCCGUCUGCGCUCGGACUAUAACAGUCUUCAGGAGCAGUACAGCCGGAUCAACGUUACACUUCUCGAAGCAAGCAACGAUACCGCCACUGCCAUCACUGCACCACGCUGUUCGUCCGAUCUCAUUGAAGCGGAUGACUUCAGCGACGAGUUUGAUAUUCCUUCUCGUCCCAGCGGUGUUGACGCACUGAUCUCCUCUGGUAUCUCCAACGCCCCCACUGGGAAUCUGGUUUCUGUGACUGCGACAGCAGUUGCUCUUCCUGUCUACGGUGUCGACGGCGCUUCCAUGAGCAACCUCGCCAUCACCAUUACCAGCGAAGCAAACUACCCUGUGGGAACCGCCGCAAGCAGAACAUCAAGCAGAUCUGGUUCUCGCUCGGGUUCAUCGACAGCCUCUGGAGCCUCUGCCACCGCUUCCGAGACUGGAGCCGCUAACCGUCUGUCCGGUGCUGCUGUACUUGCUCUGGGUGCCGCGGUCCUUGCACUAUAG
This is a messenger RNA of Aureobasidium subglaciale EXF-2481, 1425 nucleotides long. Its product is annotated as glycoside hydrolase family 72 protein. Gene Ontology annotation, molecular function: 1,3-beta-glucanosyltransferase activity. Gene Ontology annotation, biological process: fungal-type cell wall (1->3)-beta-D-glucan biosynthetic process. The transcript has 3 exons. The record is from RefSeq and is a predicted model, not a curated record. Gene Ontology annotation, cellular component: cytoplasm; fungal-type cell wall. The coding region runs from base 1 to 1425 and encodes 474 amino acids. Lineage: Eukaryota; Fungi; Ascomycota; Dothideomycetes; Dothideales; Saccotheciaceae.